GGGCAGUGGGGCUGUAAGAGCCUGGGGCGGGGAGCUCAGAGGCCGUGUUGAGUCUCCAGCACUGAAGCACGGAUGAGAAACAGAGGGGCAGGAAGAGAAAGACAGAAGGAGAGGCAAGAAAACAGAAAGUGACAAUGAGAGACAGUGACAGAGACAGCAAAGCAGAGGUCGGGGCUGGGCGGGAAGUGGUGAGACAGAGACAACCCUCUAGAGGAGGGAGAUGGGCAUCCCAGGGGAGGCAAGCCAGUUAGAGACAGUGACAAAGAUAGAGGCCGUGUGGUCUGUAGACAGAAAAGAGACCUAGAAAAACAGAGAGAAAAGGGACACGGGGAGAAAAGAAAGUGCGGUAAACAGUGGCGCUAGUAAGACCAGGAGAAGGUGGGAAACGGAAUGUAGUAGAAAGAGGGAAGAAGAAUUAGACUCGGAGGGAAGUGGAGAUAAACAGUAAUGAGAGAGGAAAUGAGCUAAAGAAUGAUUUAAAAAAAAAAAGAUCAAACAGAGUGAAACCGAGACCUACAGAGGCUGGACAGACAGAGGGAUGGGUGUGGAGCUAGAAGCCGGGUCGCCUAACACCCCGUCUCCCUCAUCCCCUGACCCUGGGCCCCUGAAGGACACAGACUGAGUGUGUGUGAGGGCGUGACUUUCCCCUUGACCUUCAGCUGCCCAGCUUGGCAGGUCUGGAGGUAGGGGGGUGGGGGCGUCUGGCUUUGGAUUUCUGCUCCACAGAGUUACACAAACCUUUUAAAUCCCAUGCCCCCCUGGGACCUCAGAGACAAGUCUGCAAGAGAUGGGAGCUGGGGGGAGGGGCGAGCAGAGAUCUGAGACCAGACCAAGGGGGCAAUGGGAGCAGGUCAACAUGGAGACUGGAGAGGUGAAGGAGAAGGGCUGCUGCUGGGUCCUGCUGGGGGCAUGGACAGGGAGGGAGCAGUAGAAGAAAGGAAGGGCUGGUGCCACAGGAGGGAGAAGAGGUUCAGCUGGCAGGAUUCCCACCCACAGGCAUCAAGAAGGGGUCCUCUCUGCCCCAGGCAGGGAAUCUCUGGGUUGCGGCCAGUGGCAGAAGGACGAAGAAGAUGCCACUGGGGUCUCUGUCAGCAAGUCCCGUGUUUGGGGGAACGGUCCCGUGCUUGGGGGAGAAGGAAAGGGAGGCUUGGGGAUGUGAAGAAAGGGCACCUCUCCCUGCCCCUCCUCCAAAUUCCCUAAGGGAGAAGGUGGCUGGUUUUGCCUUUCCCAGCCCUCAGCCCUUUGCUCUCCUACCUAAGCAGCUUUAGCUAAUAGCAUUAAAGGAGGACUAACUGAGCUCUACUUGGCCCUGAGAUCAAGAGCAGAGACCAGAGGCUCCUAAUCAGAUUGAGGACUUGGUGGACAGCCGGGCGAGGGGAAGCGCAGUUUAUUCAGUGCUAACAAGCGUAAAAUAUCUGCCAGAGAAGGCCAUCUCUGUGUCUCAGAGGGGCUUCUCUGCUGCUGCAGCCCCUCUGGGCUCAUUUCCCCACUCUGCUUUCUUAGUCCCCAGGUGAGGUCCCCAGGACCUCACCUCCAUCUCCAACUCCCAACUUCUGCAUUGCUGUUUUUCUCCAUCUCUCUGGUACACUCUUCCCCCUGACUCUCUUACUACCUCUCUCUUUUGGCUGCCUUUGUAUUUAUAAACAGUCCCGUUUUCCCACUGAAUCAAUCAAGCUGUCACUGAAAAGACUUGGUUUUGUCUAAUCAAUCAGAUUAUGCCGCAAUCCACUUCAGCUGCUUAGAAGACCCAACAACGAAGUGAUCUUUGAUGCAGGUUUCUCGUUGCAUAGAUGCAGCCUUUGAUCUCCAGCUGUCCCACUUUUUUUAUCCUGUGUUUCUAUCUUUCUCAUCCUCUCCGUAUUCCUCUCUGCCCAUCUAUCUGUCUGUCUUCUGGCUUCCUGGGGCCUCCACUGAUCAUUUCUUCUGGCAAAGAGCCCAUAGUUUAGCUUUAGACUAGAGGUGCUCCUUCAUGGCCCAGCACCUCCCACAAGCCUUACCUCUCUGUGCUCUGAAGUUUCAUCCUCAAUUUCUCUGCCCUGAUUGACUGAUUACAGCACAGAGCCUGGAGUCAGACAGACCUGUUCCCAUCCAGCUCCACCACUUGGCUGGGGAUCUUAUGCAAGCAUCUUAAUCUUUUGAGCCUCAAUUUCCUCAGCUUACAAAACAGAGAUAAUACUACUCACCUCAAAGGGUUAUUGUGAGGGUUAAAUGAAGUAGCUUGUGGAAAAAAAAAAUGUCAAGCCCAAUGCCGUGUGUAUGAUAGGGGCCCACUUCGUAUUAACAAUAAUCUUUAAAAAGUAAAAUCUGCUUUGGACAUUUCCUUUGGCGCCAAGCCCUAACUCAAGGCUCAAUCUCUAUUGUUAUCAUCCUUAUCUAUAUUGCUUUUAUUAAGUAAUGACCUAAAACCUACAUCCGUUGUAAUGAGCACUUACAUUGGCCAAAGGGAUUAAUCAUAUUGUUAGUAAUCCGAAUCACGGUGAUAAUGACAAUGAUAAUUGCUUGCUUGCUGCUAUAACCCCACUUUCCUUCCAGAAACACAAAGCGCUUAAAGGAAGCCACUCUGAUCAUUGAAGAUUGGGUUGUGAUCCUUUUUGAUUUAUGGUUCUCAACACUCAUCCUGCUCUAAGGACGUGGAUCCCACCGUUGCGGCUGUAGGGGCUGUACAGAGCCUGUUAAAGCUUGGGGUAUAGGUCACAGUGUAAGAGGGAGGGGGCUGCGGGGGUAGGGAAGCAGAGUGGGAGGACUUCCUCCAGACCUGAGAGUGUCACCCCCAGAGUAUAGAUUAAAAUGAAGCCCAAGGAAUUAAGGUUAGACACCAGGAACAAUUUUUGGACAUAAAGGUAGUCCAGAAUUUCCUCUCUGAAGUUUUCACAGUCAGCUCAGAGGCUUCAUUCGGAAAGAGGAGGAUUUGAGAGGACAUUUGGCAGGACUUUUCAGCAGUGAGGAUUUCCACAUCCAGAACUGGCAAGUUCCUCGGAGACCUGAAGGUCCAGGAAAGACUCAUGAACACGGGAGAGGCUGGGAGAGGAGGCUGCCAGCAUUCAGGAAACUGGAGGACUGGAGUUCACCCACUGAGCUGUGCAACCUUAGAGCGGUUACUCAAUCCCUCUGAGCCUCCACCUCCCUUCUACACCUACCUUCUAUGAAGUUUAGUGUAUGCCGAUUCCUCAGCACAGUACAGGGCACACUGGGUGCCUGAGCCACCUGGUGGUGUAGUGGUUAAGUGCUACGGCUCCUAACCAAGAGGUCAGCAGGUCGAAUCCGCCAGGCGCUCCUUGGAAGCUCUAUGGGGCAGUUCUACUCUGUCCUGUAGGGUCGCUAUGAGUCGGAAUCAACUCGACGGCACUGGGUGGGUUUAGAGUCACCUGGAAGGUGUUGGGGCUUGGAUGUUUUCUUUCCUCUCUUUGUGUACAUUAGGUGAGUCUGUCUCACUGGGGCUCGCUCUGCAAAUCUCCCACCCUCUUAAUGGAAGCCAUUAAGAUUCUAUCUUCCUUGCCCAUAGUUUAGUAAUUCAACAAAUACUUACCAAGCACCUGUGAGUCCAAGGCCCAGCAGUUCCUGAUUUCAUGGAGCUGAUAUUCUAAGGGGGAAAACAGAUAUUAAACAACAAUACCAAUGAUAAGUUCAUUACCAUUUAUUUAUUCUCUCAUCAACCAUUUAUUGAAUGCCUACUAUGUGCCAGGCAGAGUCCUUGCAUGGUGCAGUUAACCAAAAGUUUGGAGGUUCAAGUCCACCCAGAGGUACCUCAGAAGAAAGCCCUAAUGAUUACUUCCAAAAAAUCAGCCAUCGAAAACCCAGCGGAGCACAGUCCUACUCUGACACACAUGCAGUCACAAUGAGUUGGAGUCAACUCAGUGGCAACUGGUUUGGUUUUUUGCUUUUGUUUUUUUAUGUUCUAGGCACUCUUCUAGGCCCUUGGGGACCCACUGGUGAAAAAAUGCACAAAAAUCCCUGCUCUUUUCAAGUGCAAAAAUGUUCUAAGUACUGUAACGGGGCAGGCCUAGACACAGCCCUCUCUGCCCCAGAGUGGACCAUGCACUGCAGCUGCUUGGCCAAGGGUGUCCCUGCUGUCCCCGGCAACUACUGGAUCUCAGGCUUGGCCUUCCCUGACUGGGCCUACAAAGCUGAGUCGUCCCCAGGCUCCCGGCAGAUCCAGCUGUGGCACUUCAUCCUUGAGCUGCUGCAGAAGGAGGAGUUCCGCCAUGUCAUUGCCUGGCAGCAGGGAGAGUAUGGGGAGUUCGUCAUCAAGGACCCAGACGAGGUGGCCCGCCUCUGGGGCCGCAGGAAGUGCAAACCUCAGAUGAAUUAUGACAAGCUGAGCCGGGCCCUCAGAUAUUACUACAAUAAAAGGAUCCUGCACAAGACCAAAGGCAAGAGGUUCACUUACAAGUUCAACUUCAGCAAACUUAUCAUAGUCAACUACCCUCUGUGGGAGGUGCGGGCACCGCCAUCACCCCACUUACUGCUGGGGACCCCUGCCCUGUGCCGGCCAGCCCUGGUGCCCAUGGGCAUGCAGAGUGAGCUUCUGCACAGCAUGCUGUUCACUCACCAGAUCAUGGUGGAGCAGCUGUCCGGGCAGCGGACCCCACGAGGGCCACCAGGGGAUAAGAAGGGAAGCAGCAGCAGUGACCAUCGACUUGGAUCUGCCCCAGCCCCCUGCCGGCUGAGCCCCUGCUGCCAUUUUGGGAGCCUCCAAGAUGAGCUGCCCAGUUUUGCCUCCUUCACCCCUCCCCUACCACCCCUUCUCCCCCCCGACUGGACCCGUCCUUCAGGACCUUUCUUGCCCUCUCCCCCCACAGAGGAGCAGCUCCUGGGGUCCUCCAAGCCAGACCCCCUGCUCCCAAGCCCCAGCUGCCUCCCAGGGGCCCGGUAUUUUCCAGGGCUCCCCCUGGUGGUGGGGCUGGGACAGGGGCCUGGCAAGAGUCUUCAGCUCCUGUCCCUGAGGCCUGAGGGGCUGGGGGAAAAGGCUGAUCCCAUGAUGGGGGCAAAGAGGGGCCUUGAUCCCAGAGAGGGCUUCUCCCCAGAGGCCCACGGACUCAAAACUGGGGGGGAAACUCCUGCAUCCCCCAAUUUGGAGACUUUCAAAGCAGGGUGGCCCUUGGAUCCUCCUUAAUUGGGAAGGGGGGUGUGAAGCAGGGGUCCAGCUCCAUCUCUCUUCUUGCCCACCUCCCUCUGGCCUUGCACUUUCCAGCUCCACUACUGGCGGAACGUGAGCUUCCAUUGCAGGAGUUGGACCCAAGGUGGGGGCCAAGUAGGGAAGGAGUGUAUGUGAGGAUAGGAAAACUGAAGCAGGGUGUCCCUGCCCACUACUUUGCUAAUCAGAUGAAGAUGUUCUUUUUUUUUUUUUAAUAUUUUAGGUAUAAGGUCGCUAUGAGUCUGCACUGACUUAAUGGUAGCGGGUUUGGUUUUUUUGGUUUUUAUUGUAUUUUAGGCAAGAGUUAACACAGCAAAUUAGAUUUCCAUUCAACAAUUCACACACAGAUUGUUCCAUGACAUUGGUUAGGGUCCCCACAAUGUGUCAGCACUCUCACCAUAUCCACCCCGCUGGUCCUAUUUCCAUCUACCCAGUUUCCCUGCCCCGCCCCCCCACCUCCCACCCCAUUGCCUUCUCAUCUUUUCUUUUGGGUAAAUGUUGACCAUUUGGUCUCAUAUUGCUGAUUGUUCAAAGGCGUACAUUCCUCAUGGGUGUUAUUGUUUAUUUUACAGCCCAAUCUAUUAUUUGGCUAAAAGGUGACCUCUGGGAGUGGCUUCAGUUCCAGGUCAAAAAGGAUAUCUUAGGGCAAUAGUCUCGGAAGUUCCUCUAGUCUCUCUCAGUCCAGCAAGUCCAGUCUUUUUUAUGAAUUUGAGUUUUGUUCUACAUUUUUCUCCCAUUCUAACCAGGAUCUUCUAUUGUGUUUCUGGCCUGAACGGUCAGUAGCCAUAGCUGGGCACCAUCUAGUUCUUCUGGUCUCUGGCUAGAAGAGGCUGUGGUUCACAAAGAUGUUCUUAAUUUCAUUCUUUUGGAGGGGGGAGGUGGAGGAGAGUAAAGUUUGCAUCAUUUGAAGCAUCCCAUACCUGCUCACCCCAAACCUGUCAGGGGGGAAAUUAAGGGUCUAAGCUAGGGAGGGGACAGGACUUGAUUUGCUCCUGAGUCUCAGGACAACUCCAGGCACUUCCCUCUCUCUGGGUCUAUCUCCCUCAUAUUGGCUAGGGUCUCUGAUCUCCCUCUCUCCCCUUCAUGUGCUUCUCUGUCAUCCUUCUGAUUCCUGUGAUCCUGGGAGCUCCUGUCCCAUGCAGGCACUUCUUUCUACCUCCAUUUGCCCAAGCCCCAGGCAGCUAGGGACGGAGGGACUGGCCUCCUCUCUCUGUAGUACUCCACUGCAGACCUUGAAUAAAAUGCCCUUGGCAAACUACCCUCUCAGCUGACUGCUUGCCUCCUGUGGUCCCAGCCCCUGCUGGCUCCUCCUGCCCUCUGAUGUGGGCUGGAGCUAGAUAUCACCCAGGAUUCUCACAGAAAAGGGGCCAGGGGACUCGGGGAAGGCCUGAGGGCUGGAGCAGGGUCGGAAAUCCAGGCAGCUAGUCUCUUGCCUUCUCCUACCAUCAGCUCCCAGACAGGAAGACUGAAGGAGGGGGUGACACAGGAGCAAUCAGGGUGAGAUUAGAAACCAGCCUCCAGGGAAGAACUUCAGAGCACAGCAGGAGUCUUUACAGAAUGACACUCAGAUCUCUGUGGAAGAUAACUGAGCAGAAUUUGAAGGGAUGAGGGGUGAGGAAGAAGGGAGUUAGCAGGAGUCCUCUUCCUCUGCUCCUAGGUCUAAAAUGACAAGGUGAGCAGACCUGAAGCACUGGGUAGCUAGGGGAGUGCUCAGCCAAGGAAACGCCAGCAGAGAGGGAUGCUCCAGGAGCCAAGGAGAUUGAGCUAUAUCAUAAGCUGGAACCGACGUGAGUGCAACUAACAACGACAAAUCCCUAGGCCGCAAAUCCCGCGUUUAGGAUUUGUCCUCACCUUCUUCCUAUGUUCUGCAUCAAGAGCUAAGGAAAGAAAAGAAGAAUGAGGGACGCACAGAGGGUCCUUUGCCUAUUGCUUGCCCUUGUCCCUCUCCAAGGAAUAGAUGUGUGCAUCCAUCUCUGUGAAGAUCCCCAAGCAUUUUGCUUUCUGCCGCCUCUUAGCUCUUCUUCAUGGCAAAUGCACUGCUCUCACCACUGGGAUGGGGAAGGAGAGACCCAGAGGAGCUAGCUAGGUUAGGCCCUCAACCCACAGACACGUUGAGAUUGGCAAGGAAAGGACCCCAGCCCCUAUGUUUCCAAGCUGAUAUAGGCCAGGAGAAAGGAUCUAUGAGUGCUCUUUAUUCAGUCUCCCUCCCUCUCUCUACCUCCCCAGAUGCCAAGAAGAGGCGACCCCAGAGUUUCUCUCCCAGGAGAUCCCAAGGGCUACAGUGAGAGUCAAUUUUCACUUGCUCCUUACACCACAGGCCCAGCCCCCAGGGCUUUGCCCUCUCCCUGCCCAGUUUGGGGAGACAAAGAGCUAGUGUUGUCUGUUCCAGAACAAGGAACUGGAUUGCAUCGUCAUGGGCUGGGGCCCUGUGCAGAGAAGCCAGCCCCAGGGACAGGGGUUCUUUCUGUAAUGGACACCCUCAUGUGCCCUCUGCCUGGACCACCCCAUCUUCAGUGGUUUUUGGUGUUUGGGACCCCAUAUUUCAGGUAGUGAAAAUCACUUUGAGGUCAUUAUUCUGAAAUCUUCCUUUGGAGUAUGUUUGCCAGGAGACUGAAAGCUCAACCCCAGAGGGUUUAAACUUUCUGGUGAUGUGCUAUAGAGUCUAGGCAAUGGAUUUAAGCAGAGCAGUUUUUCAACCUCGGCACUAUUAACAUUUUAGGCUGGAUAAUUUUGUGUUGUGGGGAGCUUUCCUGUGCAUACCAAGAUGUUUAGCAGCAUCCCUGGCCUCUACCCACUAGAUACCAGUAGCACCCUCUUCCACUCAGUUUUGACAGCCAAAAACGUAUCUAGACAUUGCCAAACGUCCUCUGUGGGGCAAAAAUCAACCCUGGUUGGGAAGCACUUAAGUAGAGAAUAGAUAAGUGCAGCCUGGCUUCAGCAAGUCCAGAUGUUCUGGCAAAGAUGGGACCCAAGCUCCCCCAACACCAGAGAACUGCUUGGUUUCCAUAUUGCGACAGUGCCCUCUGGUGGCUAGAGUCAAUACCAGCGAUCAGAAGAGCUCUGAGGUCUGAGCCAGGCUGGGUGGGUGGAGCCUACAGAUGGCUCUAUUUGAGGCAAGGAGUGACAGGGACCUUGAAGUCCUCUGAGAGGAGGAAGGGAGUCGCAGGAUGGAAACAUUUUUUAUGAGCACUUUCCCAUUGCAAUUCCCCUUGACGAAUCAUGGGCUAUUCACCAAAGAACCAACAAGUCUAAUGUGACAACAGACUUGGCAAGUUGUAAGUUUCUUUGGUAGAGCAGGGUGCGGCCAUCAACCCUAGAAAUCACACCCGCUGACCGUCUAUGAUGGAAUCCCUGGGUAGUGCGCUCAUCGAAGGGUUGGCAGUUGAAACUCACCCAGAAGUGCCUCAGAAAAGAGGCUUGGCAAUCUGCUCCUGAAAGGUCAAAAACCGAAAAACAAACCCAGUGCCAUCGAGUUGAUUCCGAUUCAUAGAGACCCUAAAGGACAGAGUAGAACUGCCCCAUAGAGUUUCCAAGGAGCGCCUGGCGGGUUCGAACUGCCGACCCUUUGGUUAGGGUCACAGCCAUGAAAACCCUAUGGAGCAGUUCUACUCUAUACACAUGGGGUAGCCAUGAGACAGAAUCAACUGGACGGCAACCGGUUUGGCUUUGGUUUUUGUUUUGUUUUGUUUUGUUUACCAUCUAUGACCAUCAGUCUCAUCUGGGAAUAACAAGGAGUGGAUACCCAGCCUUCUUCUAGGAGCAGUGGAAGACGCAGAGAAGUCAUCUCACCAACCAGCCCCACUCAUUGGUCCUCAGCUCUAUCAUACCAAAGACAAAGACAGAGAAAGCACCGGCGAACUUCAAGCAGAAUUUCAGGGAGUCAGACUCCCAGGCUUUAUGAAUCUUAGACUGUUGGGAGUCAGAAGGGACCUUCGAGAUUAUCAACUUCAAUCCCUAAUUUUACAGACCCAGAGAGAGGAACAGACUUGCUCAAGACCAUACAAAUAGAAGAGCCAAAGUUAGAGUAUAAAGGUCCUAAUUAUCAGUUAAGUUCUUUCCACCUCGCCAUAAUAAUUACUCCGCUUGAGAGUUUUAGAGGCCCUAAAAAUUCCUUAGAAAUAAGAGUAUGUUGAGAGGGAAAUUUAAAAAGUUGUUCCAGUGUGAUUUUUAAUGACCGUAAUGGUAAGCAUUUUUCUUUUUGUGGGCGUUUUGGGCACCUGAUUCUUUAUUGUCUGGUGGCGUCCUCUAAUUGUCGCAUGUGCAUCGCUAUCGUGUCCCCAUAAAGGUGGUGUUCUCAGUGGCAGGCAGCACACCCUUUGCUUAGCAUAAGGGAGAUGACUUGGGGAUUUAAAAACAAAAGCAAAAUGUUCCCUGCCCUGAAUCGUUGGUGGGGGUGAGAAGAAUUCCUAGCCUCUCCCUUUUAUCCCCCGAAUGAGGACCCUGAUCCAGAGGGGAGAAAAACAUUUCAGAAUCAUACAUGCUUUUAAAAAAGAAGGAAAAAUUAGGGAACCGAUAAAGGCGAUAGUGGAACAAUGAACAUAAUUGCUGAACUGUACAUGUAAAGAUUGUUGAAAUGGCAAAGGUUUUGUUACCUAAUUAUUUGCCACAGUAAAAAAAAAUACAUGUAUAUAUAUAUAAUAUUAUGGAGUCCCUGAGGGGCGCAAGCGGUUAAACCCUCGACUACUAGCCAAAAGGUUGCCAGUUCAAACCCACCCAGAGGCACCUUGGAAGACAGGCCUGGGGAUCUGCUUCCAAAAGGUCAUAGCCUUGAAACCCUGUGGAGCACUGUUCUACCCUGCACACAUGCAGUCGCCAUGAGUGGAAAGCA
This is a messenger RNA of Loxodonta africana (African savanna elephant), 9962 nucleotides long. RefSeq names its product ETS translocation variant 3-like protein. The transcript has 8 exons. NCBI's taxonomy places the organism in Eukaryota, Metazoa, Chordata, Mammalia, Proboscidea, Elephantidae. The record is from RefSeq and is a predicted model, not a curated record. Bases 3665 to 5113 code for a protein of 482 amino acids. Gene Ontology annotation, cellular component: nucleus. Gene Ontology annotation, biological process: regulation of transcription by RNA polymerase II; cell differentiation. Gene Ontology annotation, molecular function: sequence-specific DNA binding; DNA-binding transcription factor activity, RNA polymerase II-specific.